Penicillium macrosclerotiorum is the source of this 804-nucleotide messenger RNA. RefSeq names its product SDR family oxidoreductase. Bases 1 to 804 code for a protein of 267 amino acids. Gene Ontology annotation, molecular function: oxidoreductase activity. The transcript is spliced from 6 exons. NCBI's taxonomy places the organism in Eukaryota, Fungi, Ascomycota, Eurotiomycetes, Eurotiales, Aspergillaceae. The record is from RefSeq and is a predicted model, not a curated record. Gene Ontology annotation, cellular component: cytosol.
AUGUCAUUAAGCGGCCAAAUUGCGCUCUUGACUGGAGCAUCCAUGGGCAUUGGCGAAUCAAUCGCUAGAGCGCUUGCCAAGUCUGGUGCAAACAUUAUUCUUGUAUCUCGCUCCGAGGAUAAGCUAGCUAGGCUCAAAGACGACCUCUCCAAGCAAUAUCCUGAUCUCAAAUUUAUCUACCGCGGUGUAGAUAUUGGGGAUUAUGAGGCUGUGGAUUCUGCUGUCAGGUCCUCGGUCCAGGAAAUGGGUGGCAUUGACAUUCUGAUCAACAAUGCUGGCCUUGCACUCGGUGCCCCGAAUGUCUUCCACAACCUGAAAAUCAGUGACAUUCAGGCUAUGAACUCCACCAACGUCAACGGCCCAAUGUUUGUCACGCACUCCGUCUUGAACCAAAGCAUGCUAUCCCGCCAAGCGGGGACUAUUUUGAACAUCACCUCCGUCACAGGUCUAGAAGUUCCUCCAUUCCCCGGCGAGGCGGUCUAUCAUUCCAACAAGGCCGCACAAGAAGCUUUCACUAACGCUCUUCGAAAUGAACUGGUUGGCACUAAUAUCAAGGUUCUGGCUUUGCGGCCUGGAUGCGUUGUGACGAAUUUCCAUUCGCAACGGGUCGGGCACGAUAAGCAGAUGUACGAGUCAUUUUUUGAAGGAUACGAGCCUUUGUGUGCGGACGAUAUUGCCAAGGCUGCAAUUUACAUGCUCAACCAGCCAUUGAACGUCUCGAUCAAGGCCCUGGAUGUUGUUCCAUCGGCCCAACGGUCUCUCAAUGUGUUUGAUCGCAAGUGGAAUGAGCGAUUGGCCGAAUAA